Molecule: messenger RNA, 1160 nt
Organism: Myripristis murdjan (pinecone soldierfish)
Lineage: Eukaryota; Metazoa; Chordata; Actinopteri; Holocentriformes; Holocentridae
Gene: tmem116
Product: transmembrane protein 116
Exons: 11
Coding region: 1-1092 (363 amino acids)
Biological process (GO): adenylate cyclase-activating G protein-coupled receptor signaling pathway
Cellular component (GO): plasma membrane
Molecular function (GO): G protein-coupled receptor activity
Source: RefSeq, a predicted model, not a curated record
AUGUGGGCUGCGGGGGGUCUGGAGAUGCUUCUCAGCAACAGCAGCCAGAAAAACACGACAGAAGCCGAGGACUGGACUGAGGUCUAUGAGGUGGAGAGGUGGAUCCAGCUGGUCAUGGCUGUUCUCAGCGCUCUGGGCUCCAGCUCCAUCAUCGUGUACUCAGCUUCCCAGAGGCUGCUUCGCGAACCGGAGGUGCAGCCUCUCUUGCUGCUCAGUGUGUCUGACCUGCUGCUGGCUGUCUGCUGGCUGGUCGGAGCCUCUCUCUUCUCUCAGGACUGCAGCCGACCAGCCGACUGCUACAACCUCCACACCGCAGAGCAGAUGCUGUACAUGAGCUCCUUCCUGUACACGCUGAACUACAUAUGGAGGCUGUACGCCGGCGUCAGGACCCGCUUCUUCUGCAGCAUCAACGGCUUCCCUGUGCAGAGUGACAUCAGAGUGAGCACAGCCAGCAAAGUCACGGCGCUGCUCUCAGGGGUGCUGCCGGCGCUGCUGAUGACGCCCGUGUUCGUCCAGGGAAACGUCCACCGCUGCUACGCCAACCUCAGCCAGCCGUACAGGUGCCUGUUGAUGCAGACGGGGGCGCUGUUCCUGACCCCGGAGCAGCAGCAGCAGCAGCAGGGAGCCUGCAGGUUGCUGUACAACUACCGCAUCGCAGUCUUCCUCACCACCUUCCUCAUCACGCUGAUGGGCAUCGUGGUGCUCAUGGGAAAGGCCCGCCGUAUCUACAGGCGGGUGGUGACCUCCGCCGGUUACCUUGGCGACCGGCAGUGGGCCUCCUUCCGUGUGGUGGACAGGCGGAUGCUGCUCUACCCUUCUGUCUUCAUCUUCUGCUGGGGGCCAGCGGUGUACCUGGCGGCGGCGCGGCUGUUCAGGCCGACGGCGGCGCGAGGCCUGGCCAGCGUCGUGCUCUACAUCGCCCAGGCCUUCACCUCGGGCUCGCAGGGCUUCCUCAACUGCCUGGUGUACGGAUGGACGCACACACAGUUUCGCUCGGCCAGCAGGCGGAUUUCGUUCCGGGAUGCCGACACCCAGACGCCCCUGCUGCGCUCUCAGAAGAGAGGCUACGACGCCCUGCGUGCCUCCGGCUAGACGGGACGGACCCCGCCGGCCCCGGGCCCCGAGCGGCUGAGUCUCGUCACCUGCAGUGCAGGAAAGUA